AUGUAAGAACUUCACGGCCGCCAAGAGAAUCGGCACAGCCGGUAAUCCAACACCGGUGCGAAUGCCACACGCGCAUCCGGAAACAUUCCGCCAGUUUAUUCGUUACAUCUACACCGGUAUGAUAAUACUACAAGAUAGUGGAAUUUUCGAAAUGCUGGGUCUGGCGCAAGAACUUGGUAUAGAAGAACUUUGGAGAAGUUGUGAGGAACACGUGUCUGUUACUUUAAGUCCGGGAAACGCGUGUGCACUUUUAACUGCCGCUUUGGAGGCCCAAGAACGAGUUCCAGGAGGAAAAGCUGCUUGCUCAUCUUUUAUCGAGAAAUGUUUCGCUUUUAUCGGAGAAAAUGCUAUGGAUACGGUGAAGACGACAGCAUUCUGCAAUCUUCCAAAGGAUGCUUUAGUGAAAUUGAUAUCGUCGGAUUAUCUCGGUUUGGAAGAAGAGGACGUAUGGCGGGCUGUCUUGAAUUGGGCGAAAUAUCAGGCGGGAGUUACGCAGCCCACGCAGCACUGGACCGAGGAAGAGCGCAUGAGGGUAUGCCAGCACCUGUCCGGUGUGAUAAAUCACGUGCGGUUACUGUUGAUCGACAGCCAGGUGUUUGCGGAGGAGGUAGAGCCGACGGGCGCGGUGCCGAUAGAGAUGUCGUUGGAGAGGUACGAAUUUUUCAAUCCCGAUCGAUCGAGCGGCUCGAAAUUUCUAAGGUAUAGGUAUGCAGCUCUGCCGAGCAAGUACUCGGAGGUGUGCUCCGACAAGCGAUUGCAGCCGCGAGUCAGCCCGUUUCUCUUCCCGGGCUCGCAGAUCCUUUCCAGGGACAAGGUCGGCUUCCAGCGGGUUCUGAAUCAGUGGUACGGCGUGUCGAAACAGGGCUGGCGGUUGGUCUAUCGAGCGUCGACUCAUGGCUACUCAGCGGCGUCUUUUCAUCGGCACUGCGAUAACGUUUGCCCGACGUACGUGAUAGUGCUGGGAGUGCGCGGCGAGAUAUGUGGAGGAUUCAGCGAUGUUCCGUGGGGUAAAACUAACUCGAAGGCGCAAUACAUCGCUUCGGAAAAGAGUUUCCUUUUCACGUUGACGAAUAAUCAAGACGUACCGCCGACGAAGUUUGACAUCGUGAAAAAAUCAUUCGCGAUCUGCUACCAUCCGGACAUAGGGCCAAUCUUCGGUGCCGGAGCUGAUCUGCUUAUAUCGAGCAACUGCAAUGUCAACAAAGAGAGCUACAGCAAUCUGCCGCAUAGUUACGACGGGGAUCACGCAUCUAAUCAGUUGCUCAUGGGGGACUAUCAUUUCUCGGUAAUCGACUAUGAGGUUUUUACUCCAAGUCAUCCUGCUCCCAAAUCCAAUCAUUAAAUUAAUUACCGUGAUAAAAUCAACAUUUGCAUAGAGGAAAGUCCCCUAUUAUGAGAUAGGCUCCUAAUAUGCGACAGCGAGGUUUCUGCUAAACUAAUAGGCCCUAUUUGUUGGUUCCACCAUGAACUUAUUGCCUUUGGGGUAAAACCUAUUUAGUGAAAAAUUCAUUGUUUGAUCGUGCGUGUAGUCGUUGCAGAGAAAGAAAUUGUGAAAUUGGGUGUUGUCAAGUGUCAUGGAUAUGAGUCUUUAAACCUUGUUUUUUAUUUAAUUAAUAAAUAUUUGGCAAUAAGUUCUGCAUGCAGCGAUAGAGUAAGGUCGUAUUAAUAGGAAAAUACGGAAUAUGUUGAGUUGCUCAAUUGUAGAGAUUAAAUUUGGUGAUCGCGAAACCGCAAGGCGUGGUGCUCGUAACAUGAGAUACUCAGGGCACUCCUGGGUUGCUGGAGUAUGAAAGUUAUUGUAUAGUAAUAAAAGAAGAGAAAAUACUUUAACGUUAAGGGAAGGUUUAUACGAAUUUUGCUGACCUUGAUUUGAGAGGGAAGGGUGGAGGGGGAAGAUUUGGUACAAUAUUGAGUAUAAGUGGGUUUGCGAUUAUUGCAAAUGAGCUUCUGCAUCACAUGUGUAUUUGAGAAACAUUAAAUAAAGGUUUUUAAUAGUAAUACUGAUGUAUUUUGCACUUUAUUAGCGAUUUCCCGGGGUUUCUCAUAUUAGGAGCACACUUUUGCGAUUUUGCCGAAAGCUUAUUUUUCACCUUUUUCUAAUUUUCAGCAAAAUUAAUAUUUAAAUUAAAUUUUACAUUUCAGCAUCUUAAAGCUUAUUAA
Messenger RNA from Temnothorax curvispinosus, 2160 nucleotides. RefSeq lists its product as uncharacterized. The transcript has 8 exons. Gene Ontology annotation, molecular function: protein binding. The annotation marks the transcript as partial. The record is from RefSeq and is a predicted model, not a curated record. NCBI's taxonomy places the organism in Eukaryota, Metazoa, Arthropoda, Insecta, Hymenoptera, Formicidae.